UUUAGUCUUUGUACUGUCCUAGAUCGCCUGUUCAAGAGAUCUGAGCUUGGUGUUUAUAAUAUCAUAUAGCACCAGUAUACAGCUGCUAUAGUUUCUAUACCAAGAUAUCUAGACGUAGAGCCUGUGUUCUGAUAUUGUUCUUCACAAAGAUCACAAGAUUCAGGUCAUUACAAGAUGCAGUCUCGUAACGCUGGCAACCAGAAUCGCAUCAUUCUGAUCGGUUGUUUCUUGCUAUUGCUGAUAACUGGAGUGCUGUACUUUUUAAAGAGAAUCGAAGCCAAUAAACUACAUUCAGAGCUCAGCAGUAUAGAGGUAGAGACAAAGGAGAGAGUGGAAGAGCUGACCUCCAAACUAACAGACUACCUACAGAAGAUGGAGGAGAUGACCAGACAACUGGGAGACCUGCAGUCCAAGCAAACGAAUUGUGAGGAUGCCAAGCAGAAAAUUGCGAUGGAGACUCGCACAGCCAAGAAGGCAGUGGAGGAGUGUCACCAACAGCAGUCAGAGCACGUGCUGAAGCAGGGAGAGCUGGAGGACGAACUCGCUGACCUAAAGACUGAGUGCGAUGGUGCCAAUGACAAAGUUAAGAGUCACCUGGUUUCACUGACACAGCUGCAACAAAGUGCCAAGGACAGUGAGAUGGAGUUAGACUCUUGUCAGGCCCAAGCCUCUCAGUGCCAGACAACACUGACUGGGAUGCAGGGAGAAAUGGUUCAGUUGAGAGCUCGCUGCAAUCAGCAACAACAGCUUCAACAGCAACAACAAAUGGUACAGCAACCAGCUCAGCAACUAGGACAGCACAUGUUGCCUAACAACCCCGUGGUGCUUACUAAACCAAGAGUUUCUGUUCCAAACCAGGCAUCAAAUAGAUUCCCCAUUCACCAACAGCAGCCAGUGAUCCAAGAACAAGUUAAUAAAGAGAAAGUGCCGUCUUACCCUGAAGAGGAGGAGGGUGACAUCGAUCCUCUCCUCGAUGACAAAGAGAAAGAGGACCAGGGGGGAGAUGGUGGGGGUAAUGAUGACCAAGAACUAGGGCAGGACGAGGUAGAGAACAAGGCUCGAGAUUUGUUUGAUAAUCUUGGAGAAGCACAGGAAAAUAGUAAGAACCUCUGACUGCUCUGAGACUAUACGAUAGGUCUUAUCCAAAACUCAUAUUAUAUAUACGUACAUGCAUUUCUCUGCGAUAUUCUUUUGUUAUUCUGACUUUUUGCCAUGUAUAAGCACAUAACCAUUAAUUUUUUGUAAAUAACAGGCAUGCAUGGGUGGAAAAUCAAUCUUGUUUUGUUCA
This is a messenger RNA of Halichondria panicea, 1288 nucleotides long. RefSeq lists its product as uncharacterized. The record is from RefSeq and is a predicted model, not a curated record. NCBI's taxonomy places the organism in Eukaryota, Metazoa, Porifera, Demospongiae, Suberitida, Halichondriidae. The transcript is spliced from 9 exons. The coding region runs from base 175 to 1113 and encodes 312 amino acids.